GGCUACCCAACGGGCCCCCCGGCCCCUACUUACCCGGUACUGGGUCCUACGAGCGGCACGGCUCCUGUUGGAUGGAAUAUUGAUCAGACCAUCGGCAGCUCUGGCUCUGUGCCCUACCCCCAUGAUGACGGCGGUGGUGCCGCAGCCCCGGGGUCGGGUUGGACUUCUCAAAAUCCCUCUGCUCCUCCUCCACCCUACGCACCUCCUUAUCCCCAAUAA
This is a messenger RNA of Hydatigera taeniaeformis, 219 nucleotides long. Lineage: Eukaryota; Metazoa; Platyhelminthes; Cestoda; Cyclophyllidea; Taeniidae. The record is from the annotation of a GenBank genome assembly.